This is a messenger RNA of Chlorocebus sabaeus (green monkey), 4935 nucleotides long. Lineage: Eukaryota; Metazoa; Chordata; Mammalia; Primates; Cercopithecidae. The record is from RefSeq and is a predicted model, not a curated record.
GAGACAGGAGACUCUUGAACCCAGGAGAUGGAGGUUGCAGUGACCCUAGAUUGUGCCACUGCACUCCAGCCUGGGCAACAGAGUGUGACUCCGUGUAAAAAAAAAAAAAAAAAACUUCAAACUGAAGAAUGAUUAGCUAAAAACUGAGUAUGGUAGAAAAGGAACCAAAAUCAGAACAAACUACAAAGAAAUGUUUAUGUUUCUUUAAAAGUAAGAAUGGUAUCAUUUUUGAAAGGUUUAGGUCUCUGUUUCUGUUUAUUCACAUGCCUUUUUCUUUAGGGACCUCCCGAAUUCCCUGGUAACAGUGUUCAUUCUCUUCACCUUGGAUCAUUGGUAUGCACUGCUUCAGGAUGUCUGGAAGGUGCGUGAAGUCAGUCGCAUCUUCAGCAGCAUCUAUUUCAUCCUUUGGUUGUUGCUUGGCUCCAUUAUCUUUCGGAGUAUCAUAGUAGCCAUGAUGGGUAAGCAUAGAGGAGGUGAAACUUGUUUGGGAAGGGUGGUUGGGAAGAAAUUAGUCUGAAAGCGGGGAUUGGUGGCUUAUGGGUAUAAAGAACCUAGUGUAGCAGGAAGGCUUGGGUUCUGGAUGGGAUAUUUCACUUGGAUUCUCCCCACCCAAGCCCUCUUCCCAGGUCUAGUCAUUACCAUCUCCCAACUCCUAAUGGCCCUUUGGGGCAGUUACUAACUUUCAGAAUAUCAGGAAAGAGAUGAAUGAGGAGAUGGCACGUCAGGAGGUUCAGCUGAAAGCUGACAUGUUCAAGCGGCAGAUCAUCCAGAGGAGAAAAAACGUGUCACAGGAGGCACUGAAGUCAAGCCAUAGCAAAAUAGAUGACAGAGACGAGGUUUCACCAUAUUGCCCAGGCUGGUCUCAAACUCCUGAGCUCAGGCACUCCAUCCGCCUCAGCCUCCCAAAGUGUUAGGAUUACAGGCGUGAGCCCCGUGCCCAGCCACAGAUGGGUUAUAGUUUUAAACAGGGUAGUCAGGGUGACCUCAUUGAAAAGGUAAUGUGAGCAAAGACUUGAAGGAGGUAAGGGGAUCACCAUGUGGGUAUCUAUAAGAAGGGUGUUAAUAGGCAGAUGAAACAGCUAGUGCAAAGGUCCUAAACUGGAAGCAUGCUUGGUGUGUUUGAGAAACAGCAAGGAGGCCAUUGUGAAUGGAGUAGAGUGAGCAGGGGGAAGAGUGCUGGGAAAUGAAGUCAGAGAGAUAAUGGUGACAUGAUCCUGUAGGGUUAGGGGUGCCAUUGUAGGGACUUUGAAAUGGAAAGCAGAACAGAGGAGUGACAUGAGGUGACUUACAUUUAAGAAGGAUUACUUGCUGUGUUGGUAGAAGAACAAGGGAAGGAGCAGAGAGAUCAGUUGGGAGGCUAUGCUGCUGCCCAGGCAAGAAAUGAUGACAGCUUAGGCCAGAGUGGUAGCAGUGAGUUAGUGAUAAAAGAUUUAUUUCGAAGGUAUAGAGUCAGCAGGAUUACUUGAUGGACUGGAUAUGGUAGGGAAGAGAAGAGUUAAGGAUGAUACAUGAAUGAUUGAGUUUGGAAGUGCCUGAGUGUAGAGUUUGGGAGUAUUUUGGCUCUCAUUGUCUUAUGCCCCAGCUUUAGGGGGUGGCCAGGGCCAGAACCAGAAUAAUGAGUGGACUAGUCAUGUCUUGUAAAUGUUUGUGAAGUCAUGAUUUUCUCCUUUCAGUACAAGAGGAGCUGGUCAACAAAGGGAAAGUUUGGACUUAUCAGAAGUAUCUGAAGUAGAGUCUAAUUAUGGUGCCACUGAAGAGGAUUUAAAAACAUCUGCAUCAAAAACAGAAGAGACCUUGUCAAAAAAGAGAGAGUACCAAUCUUCCUCCUCUGUUUCCUCCACAUCCUCUUCCUAUUCUUCCUCUUCUGAAUCCAGAUUUUCUGAAUCUAUUGGUGAGCCAAAGAACUAUAAUAAUGAGUUUUUUCCAUUUGAAUUCAGACUACUCUAUAAGACAUCUUACUCUUAACAAGAGCUCUCCUACUGUAUCUCCUUUCCAAUUUUCUGGUCUUAAUGACUUUCUUUUUGCUUCUAAUUUCCCCUGUCCUCCUUCUUCACUUUGGGUAAAUGUGGCUGUGGCCCUCUUUGCUCACUGUAAAAAGUGAUUUCUUGCUGAUGCACCCUUUCCCUGCUUGUUUCCUGUUACCUCUUCCCACCCCACCUUUCCACCCACACCAUAGGAUUUACCAGCUUUUACCCAACUUUUACAAACCUAGCCAUGCUUUUCUGAAGCAUUCCUCCCAACAGGUCAUUUGGACUGGGAGACUCUUGUGCAUGAAAAUCUGCCCGGGCUAAUGGAAAUGGAACAGGAUGACCGUGUUUGGCCCAGAGACUCACUCUUCCGAUAUUUUGAGUUGCUAGAAAAGCUUCAGUAUAACCUAGAGGAGCGUAAGAAGUUACAAGAGUUUGCAGAACCCCAGAUUACAGCCUUACACACCUGUUCUCCAGUUCGCCAUCUCCAUGUCUGCCUAUUCCUUUCUGCAUCACGGGCUCAUAACUCAAGCAAUCUCCUUGGGUUCCUCUGAGGGGCCCCUGGGAUCCCCUAUCAUUGGUCCCUUUCACAGAAGCCUACCCUUCUCCAGAGCCAAAGGAUCAGAUAUUCAGUGGCUCAGGUAACAAACCUGCUGUCAGGUUACAGAUAUUGUUUCCUGAAAGACCACACUACAGUGUCAGUGGAGCCUCAGGCUGCCUGCAGUGCCCUGCCCUCACCUGGCUAACCCACACAGUUGAGAAUAACCAGAACUCCCCUCCGGUACCAGUGUUCACCUGGAAACAUGGCUCUGAGCCUCUGGCCCCUGCUGCUACUGCUGCUGCUGCUGUCCUUUGCAGUGACUCUUGCACCUACUGGGCCUCAGUCCCUGGGCCCUGGUCUCUCCUUCCUGAAGUCAUUGCUCUCCACUCUGCACCAGGCUUCCCAGGGCUCCCGGAGCCGCUCACAGUUCUCUACAUUCCUGGCCAACAUUUCUUCUUCCUUUGAGCCUGGGAGAAUGGAGGAAGGACCAGUAGGAGAGCCCCCACCUCUCCAGCCACCUGCUCUCCGGCUCCAUGAUUUUCUAGUGACACUGAGAGGCAGCCCCGACUGGGAGCCAAUGCUAGGGCUGCUGGGGGAUCUGCUGGCACUGCUGGGACAGGAGCAGACUCCCCGAGAUUUCCUGGUGCACCAGGCAGGGGUGCUGGGUGGACUUGUGGAGGUGUUGCUGGGAGCCUUAGUUCCUGGGGGCCCCCCUACCCCAACUCGGCCCCCGUGCACCCGUAAUGGGCCCUCUGACUGUGUCAUGGCUGCUGACUGGUUGCCUUCUCUGCUGUUGUUGUUAGAGGGCACACGCUGGCAAGCUCUGGUGCAGGUGCAGCCCAGUGUGGAUCCCACCAAUGCCACAGGCCUCGAUGGGAGGGAGGCAGCUCCUCACUUUUUGCAGGGUCUGUUGGGUUUGCUUACCCCAACAGGGGAGCUAGGCUCCGAGGAGGCGCUUUGGGGCGGUCUGCUACGCACAGUGGGGGCCCCCCUCUAUGCUGCCUUUCAGGAGGGGCUGCUCCGUGUCACUCACUCCCUGCAGGAUGAGGUCUUUUCCAUUCUGGGGCAGCCAGAGCCUGAUGCCAAUGGGCAGUGCCAGGGAGGUAACCUUCAACAGCUGCUCUUAUGGGGCGUCCGGCACAACCUUUCCUGGGAUGUCCAGGCGCUGGGCUUUCUGUCUGGAUCACCACCCCCACCCCCUGCCCUCCUUCACUGCCUGAGCGCAGGUGUGCCUCUGCCCAGAGCUUCUCAGCCCUCAGCCCACAUCAGCCCACGCCAACGGCGAGCCAUCACUGUGGAGGCCCUCUGUGAGAACCACUCAGGCCCAGCACCACCCUACAGCAUUUCUAGCUUCUCCAUCCACUUGCUCUGCCAACACACCAAGCCUGUCACUCCACAGCCCCCUCCCAGCACCAUUGCCAUCUGCCAGACCGCUGUGUGGUAUGCAGUCUCAUGGGCACCAGGUGCCCAAGGCUGGCUACAGGCCUGUCAUGACCAGUUUCCCGAUGAGUUUUUGAAUGCGAUCUGUAGUAACCUCUCCUUUUCAGCCCUGUCUGGCUCCAACCGCCGCCUGGUGAAGCGGCUCUGUGCUGGCCUGCUCCCACCCCCUACCAGCUGUCCUGAAGGCCUGCCCCCUGUUCCCCUCACCCCAGACAUCUUUUGGGGCUGCUUCUUGGAGAACGAGACUCUGUGGGCUGAGCGACUGUGUGGGGAGGCAAGUCUACAGGCUGUGCCCCCCAGCAACCAGGCUUGGGUCCAGCAUGUGUGCCAGGGCCCCACCUCAGAUGUCACUGCUUCCCCACCCUGCCACAUUGGACCCUGUGGGGAACGCUGCCCAGAUGGGGGCAGCUUCCUGGUGAUGGUCUGUGCCAAUGACACCAUGUAUGAGGCCCUGGUGCCCUUCUGGCCUUGGCUAGCAGGCCAGUGCCGGAUAAGUCGUGGGGGCAAUGACAUGUGCUUCCUAGAAGGGCUGCUGGGCCCCCUUCUGCCCUCUCUACCACCACUGGGACCAUCCCCACUCUGUCUGACCCCUGGCCCCUUCCUCCUUGGCAUGCUAUCCCAGUUGCCACGCUGUCAGUCCUCUGUGCCAGCCCUUGCUCACGCCACACGCCUACACUAUCUCCUCCGCCUGCUGACCUUCCUCUUGGGUCCAGGGGCUGGGGGUGCUGAGGCCCAGGGGAUGCUGGGUCGGGCCCUACUGCUCUCCAGUCUCCCAGACAACUGCUCCUUCUGGGAUGCCUUUCGCCCAGAGGGCCGGCGCAGUGUGCUACGGACGAUUGGGGAAUACCUGAACAAGAGGAGGAGCAGCCAACCCCACCAGGCUUGGAACCCACUGUCAACCCCAGCUCUGGUAUAAGCAAGAUGGAGCUGCUGGCCUGCUUUAGUGUGAGUGCUCUGCCAGAGGGAAAGCUCCUAGAACAGGGAGAA